UUUGUUUGUCGGUUAUCUAUCACGGCGAUUGUCAAAUCCGUUCGGUGCAACUAGGUACAUAUAUGAAGUGAGUAACCACACACUCUCCAGUCAGCGACACUAGGAGAAUAUAGGAAAUGCGACAGGUUCGAGCCUCCGGCAGUAACGAUUCGGGCACCGGCCGGUAAACAUUCAAAGUAGACGCGUGGUGAUUUUGUAAAUCCAGUGGUGUAAUUUCUGAUAAAAAAAACAAGCCACUCCCGAACUAAAUGGCUCCCUAGGACGUUGGGUGAGACCUUCAACGCGCACUUCACACCACAAACGAUUGACAUCCCAGAACAUUCCGCAUAACAGUGACAAUGACGAGAAUUAAACCCCUAGUAGUCCGCUACAAAAACGCAGUGUACGACCUGAGCGAGUUCGCUCACAAACAUCCCGGCGGCCUGAACACGCUCAAGGGCCUCCACGAUCAGGACAUGCAGGAGCGAUUCGAAAAAGCCCCCGGUCACUCCAGUGCCGCCAAAUAUUUGAUGAAAGAGUACAAGAUCUGUGAUAAAAACAACAAUGUUAAUGAUUUGCCUGCCACCGAUUCCAAGCAUGGCCACGCGAACGGGACGAAGAAUGGGCUCAAUGGAACAAAACUUUUGAAUGGAAGCAAUGGCACACUGCCUCAAAGUACCGAUGAUAGCAUGGAGCACCUCGUGGAUUGGGAUAAACCAAUGCUGGUGCAGAUUCCAACCCUAGGUAAACACUACGCCGAUUGGGUUAACAAACCGGUAGACCGGGAACUAAGACUCUUCGGACCAGCAUUGCUGGAAAACCUCACCAAAACACCAUGGUGGCUCGUACCGGCUUUCUGGAUUCCUUCUAUCAUGUACCUAAUACACCUCGGAGUAAAGGACCAAUUAUCAAAGAAUACCGAGGACCUCACCUUAAAGGAUCACAUUUCCCCAACGGUCAUCGCUUGCCUCUGCUUCGGGGUAUUCGUCUGGACCUUACUAGAAUAUACCCUUCAUAGAUGGGUAUUCCAUCUGGAUCCGAAAAACAACUGGAUCCUUCAUACAUUCCAUUUCCUGAUCCAUGGAUUACACCAUAAAGUACCUUUCGAUCCAUACCGACUAGUGUUCCCACCAGUACCGGCCAUAAUGCUGGCAAGUUUAUUUUACCAACCCAUAAGGCUGUUGUUGCCCCAUCCCGUGCUGAUGCUGGCGGGAGGCCUGAUAGGUUAUCUUGGGUACGACAUGAUUCAUUACUACAUUCACUACGGAAGUCCCAGCGGAGGACAUCUCUAUCAUAUGAAACGGUACCACUAUCAACACCACUUCGUACAUCAUGACCUAGGCUUUGGCAUCAGCAGUGCUGUGUGGGAUAAAGUGUUUGGUACAACCAUUCUACUGCGCAAACUGAAGUACCUGCUGAAGUGGUAGAGCAAGAACACACAUUCCGGAAGUACACGAUUUUAGUCAGACGGCACCAAAAAGAACAAAGUAUUUGUAAACCAAUUUUUAAUAGCUUUAAGGUGAUAGUAAAUAUGUAAUAUUUUAAAUGAUCACAUAAAAGAUUAAAUAUGUUCGUA
This is a messenger RNA of Topomyia yanbarensis, 1555 nucleotides long. RefSeq lists its product as uncharacterized. NCBI's taxonomy places the organism in Eukaryota, Metazoa, Arthropoda, Insecta, Diptera, Culicidae. The transcript is spliced from 5 exons. The coding region runs from base 339 to 1406 and encodes 355 amino acids. Gene Ontology annotation, biological process: fatty acid metabolic process; lipid biosynthetic process. The record is from RefSeq and is a predicted model, not a curated record. Gene Ontology annotation, cellular component: endoplasmic reticulum; membrane. Gene Ontology annotation, molecular function: iron ion binding; fatty acid 2-hydroxylase activity.